UCUGAAAAUCCUUCAGCACAGUCAUCAUGCACGUCACCAACAGCUCUCAAUCAAACUUCACACACUGGACCCCUGAGAGUAAGACAAGUGGUGCCAUUUUUGGGAUAUGCAUGAUGCUUGGCAUCCCAGGAAAUUUGGCGGUAGUGGUGAUUAUAUUAACAUGCUUCAAAAAGAAAUCCUUUACUUUACAUCUGAUGCUAAAUUUGGCCGUGUCUGACAUCAUAUGCUUGCUCACAAUGCCACUCUGGAUCAAUAAUCAAUUGAAUGGCUGGAAUCUAGGUAAAAGUGCCUGCAGGCUCUUUAUCGUCAUACUCUACGUAAGUGUUGUUUCCAACCUUCUGACGGUCACGCUGAUGAGUGUUCAACGUUAUCUGCAGGUUCUGUAUACUCACCAGUGGGCCAAGGUGGGCAGAAGAGGAGAAAAGGCUUUACUGGUCAGUCUGUGGACAAUAUCACUUGUCAUUUCUGGACCGUAUUCGUUAAUGUAUGAUGCUGGAGAAAAGGGAUGUGAGAUUUCCAUAUUGUCCGGAGCUGAAAGGUUAUUCGUUUUGUAUUUUGAGACUGUGUUAUGCUUCAUCGUUCCAUUCUUCACAAUGCUAAUCUUUUACCUCUGUCUUCAUAAGAAAGUUAACCAAAAGGCAUUCUUGAGACACCAAAGGAUGACUAAGAUGAUCACAUGCAUUUUGGUUGCUUUCUUUGUAUUGUGGGUCCCUUACCAUAUUUUUAAUCUUGUUGAGAUAACGGCCAUAACAUUGAAGUUUUCAUACCAACACGCAUCUGAGAAGCUGCUUGACUUUACACAGCGUCACAGACACAUUGUUGAAGGCUUUGCCUCCUUCAACACCUGCGUGAAUCCAUUCCUCUAUGCUUUUUCAUUUAAAAGACUUCGAAGAAAAGCUGAGAAAGACACUACUGGUAUUAAGUUGUCCAGUGAAAUGUAUUGA
This is a messenger RNA of Paramisgurnus dabryanus, 944 nucleotides long. RefSeq names its product leukotriene B4 receptor 1-like. The record is from RefSeq and is a predicted model, not a curated record. Gene Ontology annotation, molecular function: C-C chemokine receptor activity; C-C chemokine binding. NCBI's taxonomy places the organism in Eukaryota, Metazoa, Chordata, Actinopteri, Cypriniformes, Cobitidae. Gene Ontology annotation, biological process: positive regulation of cytosolic calcium ion concentration; immune response; calcium-mediated signaling. Gene Ontology annotation, cellular component: external side of plasma membrane; membrane.